AGUUUGAAAGGUGGUCGUGUCAAGAAAUCUUCAAAGCAGGGCAGAAUCCCAAAAAAUCCAACCGGGAUUCGAAGGACUCAGCAAUCUGUGCAUAAUGAUGAAGAAUCUGUUGGUUUGGUUGAUAUGAACGAGUUAUCUCGGAUGUUAGAUGCUAAAUUGAAUGCGCAGUACAAAAAGAUCAUUAAAGGUGUUUCUGAUUGGUUUAUUGCAAACACUUUGAUUUCUGCGGAGAAUGGGGAAGAUGUUCCUCCGGAGAAUGGUAAAGAAGUUUCUGCGGAGAAGAGGAAAGGGAAAAAGGUUCCUGUUCCCCAGUCUAAUCCUCUCCACAUUUCCGAUGGAGAUGAUGAUUUUGACACUCUCUUUCCCCUCCGUCCACCGAGUCGUCGUCCUUCUCGCAUUGGCAAAGCUGCCCAUCGCGUUCCCCAAGCGCCCGACGACGGAUUGGGACUCAACAAUUCUGUUGAAGGGAUAGCUUCUUAUUAUAACCGCUUUGUAUCUGGAGAUUGCAGUGGGUCAAGGUCAGGGGAUGGUCUAGCGAGUCAUGUUGAUGUUGAAGAAAACGGUUUGGUUAAUUGUCAGGUUAGUAGCUAAAUUCAUUGAUAUCCGUUUUGCCUCGUAUCUCUAAUAACGUAUCUGUCCUACCAUGUUGCCUAUAUAUGAUCUGACUUUACAUUUUAUUUUCUAAUCCGUU
Messenger RNA from Arabidopsis lyrata subsp. lyrata, 691 nucleotides. RefSeq lists its product as uncharacterized. NCBI's taxonomy places the organism in Eukaryota, Viridiplantae, Streptophyta, Magnoliopsida, Brassicales, Brassicaceae. The transcript has a single exon. Bases 124 to 591 code for a protein of 155 amino acids. The record is from RefSeq and is a predicted model, not a curated record.